AUGGAGGCGUAGGUUAAUGUUUAAUGGCAUUGUAAUAGUUACACAUUGAGAGCUAUUGCCUACAUGGUGCUAUGUACUGCUCAAACUUGCUCAGAGGACUGUGAGAAACCCACUGGCAACCAGUCUGUUCCAGAGGCCUGAGAGACACCAAGAAAGAUGGUCCAUAAGUCCAUAGUGGUGGGUCUGGUGGUGCUGCUGGUGGCUGCCGUGAGCACCUUCGUGGGUGUGUUCUUUGGGCUGGGCAGCAGGUCGACCUCAAAUGACCAUCCCUACUCCAGGGCUGCCGUGGCAGCUGAUGCUGGCCCAUGCUCAGAAAUCGGCAGAGACACGUUGCAGAAAGGUGGCUCUGCAGUGGAUGCAUCUAUUGCUGCCUUGCUGUGUGUUGGGCUGAUGAACGCCCACAGCAUGGGCAUUGGAGGAGGACUCUUCUUCACUAUCUAUGAUGCCAAAACUGGAAAGGUAGAGACCAUUGAUUCCAGGGAGACGGCUCCCGCCAACGCGACAGAGAACAUGUUUGGCAAUAGCACCCAGUUAGCCAAGAAAGGAGGGUUGUCCAUCGCCAUACCAGGGGAGAUCCGUGGGUACGAGCUGGCACACAAUCGCCAUGGAAAAUUGCCAUGGAGAGAGCUGUUCCAGCCUGCAAUCCAGUUGGCACGGAAAGGCUUUCCUUUGGGCAGGGCAUUGGCAACUGCUAUCUCCAAGAACAGGGAAACCAUCACUGGUGACACCGCUUUAUGUGAGGUGUUUUGUGACAAAAAUGGUGCCAUCCUGAAGGAAAACGACACCAUCACCUUUACUAAACUUGCUGACACCUAUGAAACAAUAGCAAAUAAGGGACCUAAUGCUUUUUACGAAGGCCCACUGGCAGAGAACCUUGUGAGGGACAUUCAGUCAGCAGAUGGUAUCAUCACACUGGAUGACCUAAAGAACUACAAGCCUUUUUUGGAUGAGAGUCCUCUCAAUACUAAUGUGGGGGAGUACAUCAUGUAUGUGCCCAACGCCCCAGCCAGUGGCCCUGUCCUGUCCCUCAUACUCAACAUUCUGGAUGGAUACAACUUCACCUCAGACAGUGUCUCCAGCACUGAGAAGAAGAUCCUCACGUACCACCGCAUGGUCGAGGCCUUCCGAUUUGCUUACGCCAAGCGAAGCAUGCUGGGAGAUCCAAACUUCCUCAACAUCUCUGAUCUCAUCCGCAACAUGACCUCAGAUUACUUUGCCGAUGCCCUCCGUCAGAAGAUUACAGAUGAUACCACCCAUCACAUGAACUACUAUGAGCCGGAGUACUUUGUCCCCGAGAACCACGGGACAGCACAUCUGUCUGUGGUGGCAGAGGACGGGAGUGCAGUGGCAGCCACCAGCACCAUCAACCAAUUUUUUGGCUCCAAAGUCAUGUCACGAUCUACAGGAAUCCUCCUCAACAAUGAGAUGGAUGACUUCAGCUCCCCCCUCAUCACCAAUGGCUUUGGAGUGCCUCCUUCACCAAACAACUUCAUCAGACCAGGUAAGAGGCCCUUGUCUUCUAUGUGUCCAGCCAUUCUUUUUGACAAGAGGAGCAACAAUGUCAAGAUGGUGGUGGGGGGCUCAGGAGGAACAAAGAUCACCACGUCAACUGCCACGGUGAUUCUCAACACACUGUUCUUUAACUACGACCUGAAGAAAGCUGUGGCAGAUCCCAGAAUCCACAACCAGCUGAGUCCCAACACCACACUGGGAGAGCCCGGGUUUGACGAGAUGGUGAUGGCAGGUCUGGCUUUGAAGAACCAUGAGACAGAGUUCCUGACAGCCACAGGGGCUGUGGUUCAGGCAGUGGUGCGCCAGGGGGACCGGCUCCAUGCUGAAUCCGACCCCAGGAAAUGGGGCUACGCUGCUGGGUACUGAGACCAACCACAGACCCCAGCUCCCACGAACUGAGGCAAACCACACACCUCUGCUCCCACAGACAGGCUGGCUGAUUGGGCUUCUGAUUCAGAUGAAAGCCACCUCUACAAUAGGGCUGUGACAAUACCAGUAUCGCAAUAUUUUUUCCAUGGCAAAAAUGAAUACACGAAGCAGAUCUCUUUGGUCCUUUAAAAACCUGCUGUACUGUAUGUAAAAUAUUGUGUGCUGUAGAUGGAAACAUAUACAUGUGACUCUGGAUGACAACAUAAUGAUGGUUGUUUCCAACAUUAGGCCUGUUUUCCUGAAGAAGUUAAUCCGCUUUGCGAUACUGGUAUCGUCCUGGCCCUACUCUAUAGACUAUAUUACAAACCAAGAGAAAAACAUUCAGAUUCCUGUCAUCUCAGCAAAGACCUACGACCUACAGUAUGACCUUAGUCCUCUCUGGUAAACCAGGGUCACCUUUCUCCCUCGUUGGUGUCAUAAGAAAGUGGAGAGAAGCUACCCUCCAACGUCUCCUAUCCCUCCAGUGCCUCAGUCUGAGAUCCAGAUGCUGAGAUAGAGCUAUUCAUUCUCCACAGUCCUCCUCCACUCUGCUUUACAAUGCGGUACUAUGUGUACCAUCUCAAUAUUUCUUAUUCAAAGUAACUGUGCCAACACUAUAUCAAUGUUUUUCUUUCACUGCAAUCUUUCAUGGAUUUUCAGUCAGGAUUUUCAUUUUGAGAUAAUAUAUUAUUAUAAUCACUGUUUGCCUUAAACCAAAUGUUAUAUUCAGUAAAAAAAUGUAUAUUAUUUGUGUUACUUUUGAGAAGACAUGCUAUUGGUUCAAGAUUAAUAAUUCACAAGCCAUACCCAUAUAAAAGUUUUAUGAUGUAAGACUGCAACAAUAUUAUAAGCAUUGACCAACAAUGAAAACACAGGAAGACAGAAACAAAUUUCAAAUAAUAAAAGAGGGCUUACUUCAUGGUUCAAUUGUUCUCAUGACACGACUGCAAAGUGCAAUGUUUGUUUGCCAUUUGUUAAUUUAUGUUGGUCAAAUACACCAUGUAGGCUAUACUAAUAAAGAGUCGCACACAG
This is a messenger RNA of Salvelinus fontinalis (brook trout), 2952 nucleotides long. Its product is annotated as glutathione hydrolase 1 proenzyme-like. Gene Ontology annotation, cellular component: plasma membrane. Gene Ontology annotation, biological process: regulation of inflammatory response; peptide modification; regulation of immune system process. Gene Ontology annotation, molecular function: glutathione gamma-glutamate hydrolase. NCBI's taxonomy places the organism in Eukaryota, Metazoa, Chordata, Actinopteri, Salmoniformes, Salmonidae. The transcript is spliced from 13 exons. The record is from RefSeq and is a predicted model, not a curated record. The coding region runs from base 157 to 1878 and encodes 573 amino acids.